UGGACGGGUGAAGAAGCGGAGCUUAUAUAAAUGGCUAGAGCGCCUACUAGUGGCAAGUGUGCGGCGCAGCAUCGCCAUCGCCGACUGGUACAAUGUCACUGGAGAGAUGUCAAACUGAAUGGACAGAAAUAGAUCAAGAAUAUCAGCAAUUGCAGGAAACGCACAAAGUCUACAGACAGAAGCUGGAGGAGCUGACGAACCUGCAGGCGAUAUGCAGCAGUGCCAUUAGCAAACAAAGAAAAGGCCUGAAAGACCUCAAGCAAAGUCUUCACAAGUGUAAGAAAAGCUGCAAUGAAAAAGAAACGGAGGUGAUAAAUGACCUGCAGGUCCAAAUUAAAGAAAGGCAAAAUGUCUUUUUUGACAUGGAGUCAUAUUUGCCAAAGAAAAAUGGACUGUACUUAAAUUUGGUCCUUGGAAAUGUGAAUGUCACGCUCCUCAGCAACCAAGCCAAGUUUGCGUACAAAGAUGAAUAUGAGAAGUUCAAACUUUAUAUGACUAUAAUACUAAUGUUUGGUGCCGUCACCUGCCUGUUCCUUUUGAACUACCGUGUUACAGAUGAAAUCUUCAACUUUUUAUUGGUGUGGUAUUAUUGCACAUUGACAAUAAGAGAGAGUGUCCUCAUGAGCAACGGGUCACGAAUUAAAGGCUGGUGGGUGUCACAUCACUACGUCUCAACCUUUUUAUCAGGUGUCAUGUUGACAUGGCCAGAAGGUCCAAUGUAUCAGAUGUUCAGAAGUCAGUUCCUGGCGUUCUCCAUCUAUCAGAGUUGUGUGCAGUUUCUUCAGUAUUAUUAUCAGAGCGGCUGCUUGUAUCGGUUACGGGCUCUGGGGGAAAGAAACCAGCUAGACCUGACAGUGGAGGGUUUUCAAUCAUGGAUGUGGAGGGGGCUUACAUUCCUCCUUCCAUUUCUAUUCUUUGGCCAUUUUUGGCAGCUGUACAAUGCUGUGACCCUUUUUAAGCUGUCUGCCCGAGAUGACUGCAAGGAAUGGCAGGUGUUCAUGUUGGCCUUGACGUUUCUUGUCCUGUUCUUGGGAAAUUUUCUCACUACUCUAAAAGUGGUCCACCAGAAGGUCCAGAAGAACACAGAAAAGGUGAAAACUAACUGAGACGCCAACUGGAAGAUUUCAUACGCAGCGAGGCCAGUGUGGAACUCAAAGAACUGAACUUCAAAGCGCACAAAACUGUUUCGUCUAUAGGAGUCACAAACCACGAGCUGUUUGGAGAGGGUUGAAGGUAGAUGUGGACGUCUCCCUAAACCUGUUUCAACAGCGGCAGUGGAAACUCAAGAUUAUGUGUUACCUUGCCCUAUCGUCUGCCAUGUUGUUUUUGCUCUUAUUUAUGCAAUCACAGCAAUUAGAGGGUAAUGUUUGGAUUAGGAACCACUGACAACCUUCGGACACUGUAUACUCAGUACAUGAGGAGACUUCAUUUCACGUUUGUUUUGUUCCUGUGCAUGGAUGUGUUUACAAUAAGCCACAUUUAAACUUUAUGCAACGCAGCAGGAAGGCCGUAGAACUGCAGAUGCUCAGUUCAUUACAGCACCUCAAAGGGAUUUGUUAUGGUUUUUAAUAAAACCGGAUGGUGAUUAAAGUACUUGUUCUCCUACAAGUCAUUUUACAUAUUUGUGGGAAAGCAUUGAUAGAAAGUAACUUCAAGAGAAAGGUGUGUUUUGCACGUCGUGGCUUGUUAGUACUGUGAUUGAGCAAGGGAAACUUUUGAAUUAAGGCUACAUGAUAUUCCCUGACACCCUGAAAACGUGGAUUUGUUUUAUUAACGAUGGCAAUAAAGCUUCGGGAACACUUCAUAGUACAUAUUUUCUUUCUUGUUUUAUAAUGUCCACCUGUUUGGUAGUUGUAUUUAAAGGCAUAGUCAUGCAGUUGCGUUAUAAGUCAAAAUAACAGUUGAAAUUCUGAACUAUGUCUUGCAUAAUGUGAAUGAAUGCUGUUAAGAUUAUAUCUGCUGUAAUAGGGCAAACUGGUACAUGUGUUACUGGCUGUGUCAAAGAAAAAAAUAAUUUGCCAACUUUUUUUUUUUUAUUGCUUACUAUCAGGGAGCUUGCUGACAAGACCUUCUUCCUACGUUAUAUUACACAGGCAAGUAGUGUCAGAAGUUGCAUUUGGUUACUGGAUUUGUUGGCCUUCAUGGUCUCCUUUGUCUGUUCACAUCUGGUUUUACUUGUUUAGCCUAGAACACAAGUGUUAUUAAGUUGUUUGGAAUUUCAUAGGAACAUAUGUGAAUUGUAACUGAAGCGAAAAGCUGUAAUUAAAGGGAUUUCUCAUGUUGGGAAAUGCUUUAUUGAGCAAUUAACCACUCCGUCAAUCACAUGUAAUAGUUGUCACAAUGUCAUCUCAUCAGUGCUUGUGUUGAACAAAAUAACUGCACUUUUUUGCUUGAACUUAAGCCUUCAGACUGGAGGAAAAAUGGUUUCCAAAGGGCCGAAUAGAUAUCAAGCUGGAUUUCUAUUGACCUUCUGUUGCUAUAGAGAACAAAUAAAUUCAAUCUGAUGCAA
Messenger RNA from Megalobrama amblycephala (Wuchang bream), 2509 nucleotides. It is a transcript of the gene tmem120b, whose product is annotated as transmembrane protein 120B. The transcript is spliced from 12 exons. NCBI's taxonomy places the organism in Eukaryota, Metazoa, Chordata, Actinopteri, Cypriniformes, Xenocyprididae. The coding region runs from base 93 to 1106 and encodes 337 amino acids. Gene Ontology annotation, cellular component: membrane. Gene Ontology annotation, biological process: fat cell differentiation. The record is from RefSeq and is a predicted model, not a curated record.